This is a messenger RNA of Triticum dicoccoides, 1002 nucleotides long. Its product is annotated as pectinesterase inhibitor 28-like. The transcript has a single exon. Gene Ontology annotation, molecular function: enzyme inhibitor activity. The coding region runs from base 130 to 780 and encodes 216 amino acids. The record is from RefSeq and is a predicted model, not a curated record. Lineage: Eukaryota; Viridiplantae; Streptophyta; Magnoliopsida; Poales; Poaceae.
ACUACAAGCACACAGCUCUUCCCUCUCCAAAGGCAGUCACACACAACAAGAAGCAGCUUCUCCUCUUCCAGAGCCACGAACAUCUCACAGCAAGAAGCUAGCUGCCUUCUUCGUAGCAAUUUCCAGUUAAUGUCGCCAACAAUGGCCAUCACCACCGCCACCCUGGUGCUCCUCGUCGCCUCCCUCCUCGCGCCCAGCGCCCUCGGCUCUCGCUCAGGCCCAACCUCGCACCACGGCCACGGUGGCCACGCCAAGCACUCCCCGCCGCCGUCGCCGCCGCCCGCGCCAACCGCCCCGGUGGCCGCGGCGCUGGUCCGCACCACCUGCAACUCCACCGCCUACUACGACCUCUGCGUGGCCGCGCUCGCCGCGGACCCCUCCAGCACCACCGCCGACGUGCGCGGCCUCUCGGCCAUCGCCGUCUCCGCGGCCGCCUCCAACGCGUCGGCCUCCGCGGCCGCGCUCGGCGCCAACGUAACCGCGCAGGGCGGGGCCGCCGUCGACGGCACCGUGCAGGCGCUGCUCCGGACCUGCUCCGCCAAGUACGGCGAGGCGCGGGACGCGCUGGCCGCCGCGAGGGGCUCCAUCGCGCAGCAGGACUACGACUACGCCGCCGUCUACGUCGGCGCCGCCGCGGAGUACCCGCAGGUGUGCAAGGCGCUGUUCCGGCGCCAGAGGCCCGGGGCGUACCCGGCCGACCUCGCCGCCAGGGAGGAGGCGCUCAAACAGCUCUGCUCCGUCUCGCUCGACAUCAUCUCCCUCCUCAGCGCGACCAGCUGAAGCAAAGCUGCAACGAACCAAUAUACCCAUAUACUAUGACCCGAUGCCUACUGCGCACAAGCUAUUUCGUAAAUUAAUUAAGGAUGUAACCACAAGUACGUAUAGUUGUAACUAGUGUAGCGUACGUGUAAUGACACGUGCUAAGUCUCCUUACGUUUUUGCUACUAUAUACUAAGUGCAGUGUACUCAGUUAACUACUAAUAAUAAUAUUGAUGAGAUAUU